AUGACAAUAACGCCAGAUGUUAAUGAAGAACCACUAGAGGAUCCUGGUAAUCAAUUGGAAAUUAAAUUACCUCAUGAAGGAGAAGAGGAUGAGGAGCCACCAGAUGCUGAUAAACCUAAUGAAGAAGAAGAAGAAGAACCACCAGAGGAUAUUGAUGGUCAAUUUGGAAUGGAAUUACCUGAUAAGAUCGAUGAAGAACCACCAGAGGAUAUUGACGGUCAAUUUGAAAUGAAAUUACCUGAUGAUAUCAAUGAUGAACCACCAGAGGAUGUUGAUGGUCAAUUUGGAAUGGAAUUACCUGAUAAUAUCAAUGAAGAACCACCAGAGGAUAUUGAUGGUCAAUUUGGAAUGGAAUUACCUGAUAACAUUAUUGAUGAACCACCAGAGGAUAUUGACGGUCAAUUUGAAAUGAAAUUACCUGAUGAUAUCAAUGAUGAACCACCAGAAGAUAUUGACGGUCAAUUUGAAAUGAAAUUACCUGACAAUAUCAAUGAUGAUAUUAGCAAUGAUGAGCCACCAGAGGAUAUUGACAAUCAAUUUGAAAUUAAAUUACCUGAUAAUACUAAUGAUGAUAUUAAUGAUGAAGAACCACCAGAGGACAUUGACAAUCAAUUUGUAAUGGAACUACCUGAUAUUAAUGAUGAUGAACCACCAGAGGAUAUUGAUAAUCAAUUUGAAAUUGAAUUACCAGACAAUGUUUAUAAUAAUAAUGAAGAGGAGGAGACAAUAACAAUAAACUCUGAUUAUAUUACAGAGGUUCAAAGUAAUCAAACAAAUUCAAGUAAUCAAGUUGAUAUUAGAGUCUCAGGUACAUUAUCUAAUACAAAUAAUAGUAGCAGUAAUGAUAACAGAAAUAAUAAUGUCAUUAAUUAUGAAGGCGAUGAACCACCAGAUUCAGAUAAAUUUUAA
Molecule: messenger RNA, 909 nt
Organism: Entrophospora candida
Lineage: Eukaryota; Fungi; Glomeromycota; Glomeromycetes; Entrophosporales; Entrophosporaceae
Source: the annotation of a GenBank genome assembly